AUGGCGCGGGCGGGCGCGGGGCCGCCGCGGGAGCUGUCCCUGGAGGAGGUGCUGAAGUGCUACGAGCAGCCGCUGAACGAGGAGCAGGCCUGGGCGCUCUGCUUCCAAGGCUGCCGCGCCGCCGCCGCCGCCCCCGUCGCCCCCGCGCCGCUCCGCACCGCCGACAUCCGCCUCCGCGCCGACGGCUCCCUCCGCCUGCCCGCCCCGCCGCACGACCUGCCCGUGCUGCUGACACCUUCCACCGAAGCCCAGAUGGUGCAGUCGCUGGGCUUUGCCGUGUACCGGGCGCUGGACUGGGGACUGGACGAGAACGAGGAGCGGGAGCUGAGCCCGCGCCUGGAGCAGCUCAUCGACCUGAUGACCAACAGCGACUCCGAGGACAGCGGCUGCGCCACGGCCGAUGAGGGCUAUGGAGGGCAGGAUGAGGAGGAGGAGGGGGGCGAGGGGCCGCCUCGCUCCGUGCGCACCUUCGGGCAGGCCAUGCGCUGCUGUGCCGCCCGCCUGGCCGAUCCCGCCGGCGCCCCCGCGCACUACCAGGCUGUCUGCCGCGCCCUCUUCGCAGAAACAGUGGAGCUCAUGGCCUUCCUUGCCAAAAUCCGCGAUGCCAAGGAGCUACUGCAGAAGCUGAAGGAAGAUGAUGAAGAGGAGGAGCGGCCAGCAGCAGAGCUGGGCAACCUGCGCAACACAGACUGGGCCCGGCUGUGGGUGCAGCUGAUGCGGGAGCUGCGGCACGGUGUGAAGCUGAAGAAGGUGCAGGAGAAGCAGUUCAACCCUCUGCCCACUGAGUACCAGCUCACACCCUUCGAGAUGCUCAUGCAGGACAUCCGUGCCCGCAACUACAAGCUCCGCAAGGUCAUGGUGGAUGGAGACAUCCCCCCCCGGGUGAAGAAAGAUGCCCACGAGCUCAUACUUGACUUCAUCCGCUCCCGGCCCCCCCUGAAGCAGGCAUCAGAGCGGCGGCUGCGGCCGCUGCCCCAGAAGCAGAGGACACUCCAUGAGAAGAUCCUGGAGGAGAUCAGGCAGGAGCGGAAGCUCCGGCCCGUGGAGCAGAAAGGAUACAGCUCCUUGCCCUGCAUACCACAUGCCUGUGCCGGCCGCCUGGGCUCCAGCUCCUGCCUCGACCUGUCCCGGUGCCCAGCCAGCACCGUGCCUGCACGCCCACGGCCACGCGUCCUGCUCAAGGCUCCCACCCUUGCCGAGAUGGAGGAGAUGAACUUCUCUGAGGACGAAGACUCUCCGGCCACAGAGGUGCCACUGAAGCGGGAUCGCUCCUUCUCAGAGCAGGACCUGGCACAGCUGCAGAGCCAGCUGGGGGGUGACCAGGCUGUGCCCCAGGACCCAGAGCCGUUGCAGCCCGAGCCCCGACCCCGUUCAGGCUCCGUCCCCGCCAGCUGCCACCCGCUGCCAGAUGGCCCAGCAGUGCCCCGGGCUGCCCUCGGUGCUGUGGAGGAGAGGCCAGAGGAUGGAUCCAGCACUACCCCUGCCAGCAGCUCCAAGCACCUCUGGCUGGAGUUCAGCCACCCUGUGGAGAGCCUGGCCCUGACCGUGGAGGAGAUGAUCAAUGUGCGCAGGGUGCUGGUCAAGGCUGAGAUGGAGAAGUUCCUGCAGAGCAAGGAGCUGUACAGCAGCCUGCGGAGGGGGAAGGUCUGCUGCUGCUGCAGGGCCAAGUUUCCUCUCUUCUCCUGGCCCACGUCGUGUUUCUUCUGCAAGCGGUCUGUCUGUAGCUCCUGCAGCCUAAAGAUGAAGAUGCCUUCCAAGAAGCUGGCUCACAUCCCCGUCUACGCGCUGGGCUUCGAGAGCCUGCCAGGCUCGCUGCUGCCCAAGGCCCCGCCGCUGCGCCGGAGGGAGCCCUUCCACUCGCUCUCGGGGCCGUGCUGGCGCCGGGUGGAGGAGGAAUUCCCGCACAUCUACGCCCAGGGCUCGGUCCUGCGCGACGUCUGCUCUGACUGCGCCGGCUUCGUCACCGACGUGGUCAGCUCCAGCCGCCGCAGCGUGGCCGUCCUCAACGCCAGCGCCGCGUCCCGGCGCCACGCCAAGGCUCGCUCCCUCUACAGCGACGCGUGGCUCAAGUGA
Molecule: messenger RNA, 2073 nt
Organism: Cinclus cinclus
Lineage: Eukaryota; Metazoa; Chordata; Aves; Passeriformes; Cinclidae
Gene: SPIRE2
Product: spire type actin nucleation factor 2
Exons: 15
Coding region: 1-2073 (690 amino acids)
Biological process (GO): polar body extrusion after meiotic divisions; intracellular transport; actin filament network formation
Cellular component (GO): cytoplasmic vesicle membrane; cell cortex
Molecular function (GO): actin binding
Source: RefSeq, a predicted model, not a curated record